AUGCUAAGUCGAGACUGGAGAAACUACAGCUUUGUAACAGAGUUUAUCCUCCUAGGCUUCUCCAGAAACCCUAGGACCAACUGGGUCCUGUUCUUCCUCUUCUUCUUCCUCUACGUAUGUACAGUCCUCGGCAAUGGACUCAUUGUUACCCUGAUCAGAGUAGAUGCCCGCCUCCAUACCCCCAUGUACUUCUUCCUCAGCGUUCUCUCUCUAUUGGAUCUCAGCUACGCCACCACCACGGUGCCCCAGAUGUUGGUUCAUCUAGUAAGCAAGAAUAAAACUAUCUCCUACACUGGGUGUGUGGUCCAGAUGUAUGUUUUCCUGACCUUGGGCAUCACGGAGACCUGGAUUUUUGCAGCCAUGGCCUAUGACAGAUAUGUUGCUAUCUGCUCUCCACUCCACUAUGGGGUUAAGAUGAGCCAGGCCCUGUGUACACUCCUGGUAGUCAGUUCUGCCCUUUGUGGUCUCAUCUGUGCUCUCAUCUAUACUGUCUUUGCAAUGAAUCUGCCCUACUGUGGCCCCAAUGAGAUCAACCAUUUUUUGUGUGAAAUUCCUGCUGUCUUGAAGUUGGCCUGUGCAGACACAUCUCUCAACGACCAAGUGGACUUUAUUUUGGGCUUCAUCUUGCUCUUGAUCCCAUUAGCCCUCAUCCUGGCCUCAUAUGUUCGUAUCUUCAUGGCUAUUAUGAGGAUUCGCUCCACGCAGGGUCGAGUCAAGGCUUUCUCUACCUGUGCCUCCCACAUCACUGUGGUCACCAUGUUUUGUAUUCCCUGCAUGGUCAUGUACAUGAGACCUGGCUCUGAGGCUUCGCCAGAGGAUGACAAGAAGCUGGCUCUGUUCUACAACGUCAUCUCUGCCUUUCUCAACCCCGUCAUCUACAGCCUCCGGAACAAGGAUGUGAAGAGGGCCUUCCUCAAGUUAAUCGGAAUGAGUGAAGACACUCAGUAG
This is a messenger RNA of Echinops telfairi (small Madagascar hedgehog), 948 nucleotides long. Its product is annotated as olfactory receptor 2A5-like. Gene Ontology annotation, biological process: G protein-coupled receptor signaling pathway. Gene Ontology annotation, molecular function: olfactory receptor activity; G protein-coupled receptor activity. Gene Ontology annotation, cellular component: membrane. The coding region runs from base 1 to 948 and encodes 315 amino acids. Lineage: Eukaryota; Metazoa; Chordata; Mammalia; Afrosoricida; Tenrecidae. The record is from RefSeq and is a predicted model, not a curated record. The transcript has a single exon.